Rotaria sp. Silwood1 is the source of this 4767-nucleotide messenger RNA. The record is from the annotation of a GenBank genome assembly. Lineage: Eukaryota; Metazoa; Rotifera; Eurotatoria; Philodinida; Philodinidae.
AUGUUCUAUUGGCUUUUAUUUGUGCUCUUGUUCAUUUUUCAAUUAUCAGUGACGACGUCUCAAUUUCAUCUCUAUUAUACAGAUCAUGUAAGUAACAAUUCGUUGGAUCAUGACUGUUUGUUAUAUAAUGUACUUUCUACCAUUCAAUGUCAUAUAAAUUCUCAAGAAACAAAUCCUUAUCAAUAUCAAAUAAUUCCUUACUGUAUACGUCCAUAUAAUUUGUCAUCCAGUCAAUUGGUGAAUAACGAAAAAAGCGUCAUACAUGGAACACCAAUUAAAUUCGAAACAUUACAAAGAGAAAAUAUAACAAGUCAACAGUUAUAUUUAUUAUCUGCAUCUAUUGAUGUUGUUGAACGAUAUCAAGAAUUUCUCGAAAAGCCAAAUUCAUCUUUAUCAACACAAAUAUUUAACAAUUGUUCAAAACCAUGGUUCGGUGAAUAUUGUCAAUAUUCAUUUAAUUUGACAUGGUCUUUCAAUAGGAUUCUAUGGGCUUAUUUCAACUAUCUUAAACAAGAAAUAAAUAAUGCAUUCAAGAACGGAACAUGUUAUAUAUUCUUAGAAUGUAAUCGAGGCCCAUCACCAUCUUGUCUCGACUGGCGUGAAAUAUGCGAUGGAAAAAUCGAUUGUUUGGAUGUUGGUCAAGAUGAAAUUGGUUGUGACAUGUUACAUAUAAAUGAAUGCAAAGAAAAUGAAUUCAGUUGUAGCAAUGGAUUUUGCAUUCCAAAAGAAUUUUUCAAUGAUGAUUCUUUGAAUCCAGAUUGCAUCGAUCAUUCGGAUGAAAAGUAUCACCAUAUCGAAUAUACUACAUCACCAGAUUGUGAUUGUGUGACAGAUCCGACGUUCCGUUGUGAAGAAACAACAUGUCGAAAUGAACGUUUCCUAUCAUGUGGUGAUGGCCUAUGUACUAUGGAUAGAUGUCAUAGCGGUCGUGAGGUUCAAUUAAAGAAAGCAAAAUUAUCUCAAAAUGCAAAUUCUCAUUUAUCAUUUAAUUGUUGGAUAAGUUUGAUUUGUUUGACAAUUCCAAGUCGUAGUCGUAAAAAUCUCUUCAGUCAAGUGGAAUGUGAAGAGAAAAAUAAGAAUGAAAAUCUCUUUCGAGAAAGCUGUCCACCACUUUUCUUCUUUCCUAUUCAGCCAAUAAUGCUGAGUCACGUUCGCUUUGCCUAUGCAAAUGAUCUAACAAAUAAAUAUGAGUUCGAUAUUCUUUUACCUCAUUAUGUAUGUUACGAUCAAGAACUUUGCAAAUGGAUUCCAGCUACUAUAUUGAUUCAUGGCUUAACUUGUCGACGGCCUUCGGAAUUGGAUAUAGGUAAAACAUCGGUAAUGCAAGAUGAUAUUUUCGAGACUCUCAUAUUAAACUUUUUUCUCAAAUGUUCGACUACAACGAUCAAGUAUGUUAAGUGUCCAAAGUCAAAACCAUAUCGAUGUGCAAAUUCAUCAAAAUGCAUCGCUUUGAAUCGACUUCUUGAUGGUUUUCCCGAUUGUUUUCAAGGAGAUGACGAACAAAUCACGAAUAAUUGUUCAUUACCAGAUAUCGAUUAUCGCUUUCGAUGUUCCUCGGAAAAGAAAUGCGUACCUAUCACUAGUAUUAACACGCCUAAAUGGAUGUGUAUCGGUGGAGAAGAUGCGUCUAAAAUCGCAAUUGGUUCAAAUCCAAUGAAUUUUCAUCUGUCAUUCACAAUACUUUGCGAUGGUUUUAUCGACCAUAGCAGAAUCGAUGGGCUUAACUACACAGAUGAAACGGACUGUGACGACGAUUGGCCUUGUAAUAAUGCAUAUACACGAUGUGAUGGAAAAUGGAAUUGUCGCAAUGCAAUCGAUGAAGCUAACUGUCUUUAUAAUCCAUGUCGUCCAAAUGGACAUCCUUGUAUAUUACCAUUUAGUCACAAUUUUACUUGUUUAUCUCUCUCGCGAAUUAAUGACGGUCAUAUUGAUUGUGUAGGUGGUUAUGAUGAACAAGAUCGCUGUGGACCAAAGUCGAAACCAAUUAAAGGUAAAACUUAUCGUUGCUUCAACGAGACACAGUGCAUUUAUCGUCAUGAUGUAUGUGGUGCAAAUGUACCACAUUGUUCAUCGGGAGAUGACCAAGACCUAUGGUGUAAAAUGCUCCGAAAUUUUUCAUAUUCGAUAGAUUAUGACAAUAUUUUUCAACAGUUACGCGGUUUCGAUUAUUACUUGUAUUGGCAUCAACUGAUUGCAGGCCUAAAGAAAGAUUUUUUUGUCUAUUUUACAUUGAAAAAUCAUCUUCUCUAUCCGCCUCCUAUUGAGACAAUUACCAACGAGCAUAAUUCCAUUGCAGCAACAACUAUGGAAACUGUUCAUUUUAAUCCAUUGGAUUUCGAAUGGUUUUCGGAAUCGAUAAAUCAUGGUUUAAGUCCAAUUUGUAAUCGUGGAAUUCCUAUCUAUAUAAAUAAUUUCCCAGAAAACUCUUGUUUAUGUCCUCCAGCCUAUUUUGGAUAUCGAUGUGAAUAUCAAAAUCAACGAAUUAGUCUUACAUUAAAAUUUCGAACAACUGAAUUGCGAACAGUAUUCAAUUUUGUUAUCAUGCUUAUUGAUGAAAAUACAAACAUUCAUUCUUCAGAACAACUUGAUUUUGUAUACGUACGUGAUUGUCGGAAAAAAUUCAAUCUCUAUCUUCUCUAUUCGACACGACCAAAAAAUAUCAAUCGAACUUAUUAUGUACGUAUUGAUACAUAUAAUAAGGAAAAAAUGGAAUAUUAUGCUAGUAUGAUCUAUCCUAUUCAAUAUUCAUUCUUACCAGUACAUCGUCUUUCAUUACAAGUCAAUGUUCCGGUACCAGAAGUUAAAAUCAAAUCGAAAACUUGUCCUUUAAAAUGUGUGCAUGGACAAUGUAGACAUUUUUCCAAUUCUGAUCAAUACUUCUGUCAAUGUUCUAAGGGUUAUUCUGGAAUGUUAUGUACAAUAGAGAAUUCAUGUGAUUGUUCAUCAGAUUCGAUUUGUAUUGGAGUUGUAAACAAUCGAUCAAUAUGUGUUUGUCCUCUUGAUAAAUUUGGACCACGUUGUUAUCUGAAAAGAACAGCUUGCAUCUCGAAUCUGUGUUCUAAUAAUGGUCGAUGUAUUCCUGGCGGUGAGAAAAACCUUGAAAUAGAAUACUUUUGUCUUUGUUCUCAAGGUUACAUGGGUUCAAGAUGUGAACAUCUCGAAACAAAAAUCGAAUUUCAUUUUUCUAAAACUAUAUUCAUUCCACAAACGAUUUUCAUUCAUUUUGUCUAUAUUCCACCAACACCUGGCACACUUCUUAAACCGCUUCCUCCUGAUCCAACACAGAUAACUAUGAUGUCAAAAUUAAAGUUUCAUGAAAGUUCUACUGUUGUUUAUUAUGGAGGAUCAUUUCAUCUAAUAUUUGUAGAAUUUCAGCAACAGUAUUAUCUUGCUUUACUUCAACAUAAUUUUACAUUAGCAAUGAAUUUUUCAACGACAAUUAUUCCUGAACAUCGAUGUUUAUCAAUCGAAGACUUAUUCACUGAUGAUAUUCGAACCUUACCACGAUGGCAUCGUGUUAAAAAAUAUUAUAUUCCAUGUCAAAAACAUUCAAAUCUUACAUGUUUCUAUGACAAUGAUUAUUUUAUGUGUCUAUGUGAUAUUGAUCGAUAUCCAAAUUGUUUCAAAUUCGACUAUCCUUCUACUUAUAAUUGUUUAGGAUAUAAUUAUUGUGAAAAUAAUGGUCAAUGUUUUCAAGACAAUAAUACUUGUCCAACAUCAUCGGCAUGUUUAUGCAAAGAAUGUUAUUAUGGUAGUCGAUGUCAAUUUACUACAAUAGGAUUUGGCCUAUCACUCGAUGAUAUUCUUGGUUAUAAUAUUUGGCCAAAUAUGUCUUUCUCACGACAACCGACAGUAGUGAAAGUCACUACAGCUUUUACAAUACUGAUGUUCGUUAUUGCUAUUAUUAAUGGUGUUUUAUCUGUGAUCACUUUUCGAACGAAACGAUCACUUGGAAUAGGUUCCGGUGUACAUCUACUUGCCUCAUCAAUCACAUCACUUCUAACAAUGACAUUAUUUACUCUCAAAUUUUUCUUACUUGUCUUUUCUCAAAUGUCAAUAAUUACUAAUUAUUCUUUUCUUUUAUUACAUUGUAUAUGUACAGACAUACUUUUGAAAGCAUUUUUGGCAAUUGGAGAAUGGUUAAAUGCUUGUGUAAGUAUUGAACAAAUAUUUACCAUUCAGCUUGGAACAAAAUUCAAUAGAAUAAGUAGUAAAAAAGCUGCUAAAAGAGUGAUCUUCGGAUUAUAUCUGUUCAUCUUAGCAAGUUUUCUUCAUGAUCCUUUAAAUCGUUAUUUACUUGAAGACCCAGAAGAACAACGUACAUGGUGUAUAGUUCGUUACUCAUCAUCUAUAAGACGCUACGCUUCAUUUAUUAAUUUCUUUCAUUUUCUUCUACCUCUUUGUAUUAAUUUCAUCUGUGCUCUAUUCAUGAUUGUCUUAAUAGCUCGAAGAAAAUCGAAAACAAACCAAGAAGAAACAUAUAAAAAACAUUUAUCGAAACAAUUUCGUCGACACAAACAUCGAUUAUUAAGUUCUUUCAUUUUAGUCAUCAUUGCUAUACCACGUCUAAUCAUUUCACUUGUUUCUACGUGCAUGAAAUCAGCCCGAAAUCCUUGGCUAUAUCUCACUGCUUAUUUUAUUUCAUUCAUUCCACCAUUACUUUUAUUCAUACUCUUUGUUCUACCCUCUGAAUUCUAUAAAAAAGAGUUCAGUGAAGCUACUAUUCGUAUUAUAAGAACCAUUCGAAACCAAUUUCGCUGCGAAUAA